AUGAUUGACAUCGACAAUGUAAGCCUGCCUAUGCUUAUUGGAGGAUUUAUUGGUUUCGUAACUGUGAUGGGAGCCGCCAUAAUAUAUGUAGCGAAACAAGAGAAGAAAGGAGAACAAGAAGAAGUAGAUGUCGUGAUGGACGAAGUAACAGAAACCGUAACGAGCGAGGAACCAGCUAAAAAGAACAAGCAUCAAAGAAAGAAUGAUCAAUGGAAGACCAAAGAACCGUCUUUUUCACACGACUGGAACGUUGCAAUGUUAAAAGGGCAUACGAAAGACGUUACUGAUAUUGCCUUCGCAUCAGAUGGAAAAAAAUUCGUAUCGAUUUCUGGGGAUCGUACAGUGAUUCUUUGGGACGUGAGAGACUUUGAAAACAAGGAGCACAAGUCUAUCCGACAAAUUGUAGAGUACGAUACUCCGACUCGUGUUGUUUUCGCUCCGGAUUGCAAAAGCGUUGUAUUCAGUGUUAAACGCGAAAAUAAGUUGUGCGUAUACAAGCUCGCCAAGAAAACAGAAGGAUCAGGAUCUCAUCACUUCGUGCAUAUCGACAACUUAGAAUUCGAAAGAGUUCAUCAGGUCGAUAUUCAAAACAUCGGAAUUGCAGGCAACGCUAAGUACUUGAUGAGUGCUGCGCUUGACAACAAGAUUUGCUUAUACGAUCUUCGCGGUCAACUUUUGAAAUCAAUCGAUGCAAAAGUAAGCAGUCUAUAUGACUGUCGUCUCUCUCCAGAUGGUCGUUUCAUUAUUGUUUCUGGAUUCACACCCGACGUUUUUGUUUUCGAACCAGUUUUCACAAGAGAUGGAGUUUUCCAGAAUGCAAAAAAAGUUUUCAGUCUCAGCGGUCACCAAUCAGGAGUUCUCGCAGCUGCAUUCAACACUUCUUCUACUCGUGCAGUCACCGUCUCAAGAGACGGCAAGUGGAGAAUAUUUGACACAGAGAUUCGAUAUGAAGCGGGUCAGGACUCGAAAAUUAUUAGAGAAGGAAGCUGGGAGCCGCUUCGAGGUGCGACCAGUGAGAAGGUGCGAUUAGAAAUGAGUCCAAGUGGUGACUCAUUCGCUAUCUCUUUCAUGACAGAUUUGAAAGUAUUCUGUUCAGAGGAUGAAACAAAGGACUAUCCAGAGUUGAAAGAUAUCUGUUCAACUACGAUCAGUUCAAUUGCCUAUUCUUCUGAUGGAAAAUACAUUGCGACGUGUGGUGACAAAUAUGUUCGCGUUAUUCGAAAUGUCCCCGAAUGGCACAGUCGUGUUGUGAAGCUCAGUCGUGAGCUGCCAGAAUGCACACAAGAAGGAGCUCGGCGUCGCAUCAAGGAGCAGAUCGAGGAAGCUCAGAAACUAUUGAAGCAGUUUGAAUAA
Messenger RNA from Caenorhabditis remanei, 1353 nucleotides. RefSeq lists its product as uncharacterized. The record is from RefSeq and is a predicted model, not a curated record. Gene Ontology annotation, molecular function: protein binding. The transcript is spliced from 8 exons. Bases 1 to 1353 code for a protein of 450 amino acids. Gene Ontology annotation, cellular component: endoplasmic reticulum. NCBI's taxonomy places the organism in Eukaryota, Metazoa, Nematoda, Chromadorea, Rhabditida, Rhabditidae. Gene Ontology annotation, biological process: endoplasmic reticulum unfolded protein response.